UCAGACAGCAACAGCUCAGCAGCAGUGUACGGCGGCGUCCCUCGGCACCAUCACGCUGCCACCUUGAUCCACCCCUGACUGGACCUUCCUACCGUCACUAUGGGAUGCGAGGAGGAGGUGCUCAGGAUCAAGAAGAAGCUGGAUAAGAUGACUGCCAGCGAUGGGGAUCAAACACAGGCUUUGGACAUACUUAAAACUUUGCAAGGGCUCCCUAUCAACUUCCAGGUGCUAUCAAAAACUCGCAUUGGCAUGACUGUGAAUGCCCUGCGGAAAGCUUCAUCUGACGAGGAGGUCAUUUCUACUGCAAAGCAACUAAUCAAGAACUGGAAGAAAUUUGUUCCUGACAAGAAAGAUGAUGAAAAGGAGAGUAAGGAAGAAAAGAAGGAAAAGAAGGAAGAUAAGAAAGAAGUUAAGAAUUCCAACAACAGCAACAACAGUGGUGCCCGACCAUCCAUCUAUCCUUCCUCAUCCAUGCCCAAUGACACACGGAUGAAAUGUCGGGAGAUGCUCGCAAAUGCUCUAAAAUUAUCAAGUGUGGAUGACCCUAUUGACACAAUAGACAACCUGGCUGAACAAAUUGAAGAAGCAAUUUUCCAAGAGUUUGGCAAACCAGAGGCAGCUUACAAGAACCGCCUCAGGUCCCGAAUCUACAACCUAAAAGACAGUAAGAACCCACAGCUGCGAGAAAAUGUUCUGCGAGGUGCUAUCACUCCACAGAAAAUGGCUGUCAUGACUUCAGAAGAGAUGGCCAGUGAUGAGAUGAAGGCAUUGCGUGAGAAGUUCACAAAGGAGGGAAUUGAUGACCACCAGCUGGCUGUGGCUCAGGGCACCAAGACAGAUCUUCUUAAGUGUGGCAAGUGUGGACAGCGAAAUUGCACCUAUAAUCAGAUGCAAACCAGAAGCUCUGAUGAACCUAUGACCACCUUUGUGUUGUGCAACAACUGUGGAAAUCGCUGGAAAUUCUGUUGAGCUCCUGUACCAACAUCUCACUGAGACCAUAUGGAUGCUAACAUAUUCACUUUCUCAUUGGCUGUUUCAGUGACAAAGGAAAGUAUUUAUAUCUCACUUGAGAAGUGCCCACAGACUCUUGUUCUGGAUUCUUCCUAGUAGUAUCUAGAAGGAAUGAGUUAAGUUUGGCUCCCUUUCUUCCAACGAUUGUUGGCCACUUUUACUCAUGCAGAUUUCUGUUCACUGCCGUAGAGGACGGAGAUGAACACUGGGUACGUUUCAAUGAUAGAUGUAAAAUGUUCAUAUUAAUUUUAGGAGGACAUAGGAUUAUCUAGGUAGGCAUUUACACCAAAAAUUUUCAAACUAUCAUGUGAAGAUAAAAUUCAGUCUAGACAUAGUUGUUUACUUGCUUUUUGUCAUGGUUGAAUGAAUAUAUUUAUGAAAAUUAUUUUAUGAAUGUUAUUGGUGACUAUUCUAGAGCAGGAAAUACCUUAUGUAAAACUGUCAAGCAUUCUCUUGCAUCCAUUUGAUCAGUGUUCUGAAAACUUAAGGAGAGAGGAAUUUUUACCAUUACAGCAUUAUUCUCUUGCUGUGUUGAGGGCCAAUGUUUGUAAGGGAGUUAAAAGAGGAUGUUGGUCAGGUUUACACCAAUAGACUUAAGCUCCCCCACAUACUGGUCAGGAUUUGUUUUUUUUUUAAACUAGAUAAACAAAAAAGAUCAUCUGAUUGUUCUUUUCACCAUACCCUGUCAUCUCAAAACGUCUGUAAAUAUAUUUCCUGAGAACAGCUCAGGAGUGUAACAAUUUGUGAUUGCUUUGGAGUGAUGAAAGUGAUAGCAUAUUUUGUAGCUUUUCUAAAUUACUAAUCUAUUUAAUUGAUUUGAAUACAUUUUCUUUCUUGUGUGAUUUUCUUUUUACUUAAUCUUGUACUAAAGUGUUGAGCCAGAUGGCUUCUUGUGUUGCAAAUUUGUGAUAUAGAUAACAUUUGAAGUUCUGGUGUCAUUAUGUUAAAUUAUUGAUAACUAAAUACACAAGUACCUCACUGUCUUGUUAUAUUGUUGGUAGUUGAAUUUUCUUACCCAUAACUAACAACUAAUUUAGAAAAUGUAUUUGAAAUAUAUUUACAGAAUAGUAUCAGUACUUGCAGUAGUGCUAAAAUAGCUUUUUAUGUAAUUAACUUUUACUCCAGUACCAUUCUACUGGGUCUAUCAAGGAAUUUUUGGUUUAAAUGUGACAUUGCAAGGUUUCUGUAAUAGAGUACUGUAAGAUAAUCUUGUAGGAACAAGCUGCACAAGGCAGAUGUCAUCUGGUCUGGAGCAUGUGUAAGUGUGGCAAGCUUUAUAUAGGACCAAUAUUUUUUUAAUUGGAUUCUUAAUGCUUGGACUCCAGCACCUCUUGUCAAUACAAAUGUACCUGUCA
Molecule: messenger RNA, 2366 nt
Organism: Portunus trituberculatus (swimming crab)
Lineage: Eukaryota; Metazoa; Arthropoda; Malacostraca; Decapoda; Portunidae
Gene: TfIIS
Product: transcription elongation factor S-II-like
Exons: 7
Coding region: 100-969 (289 amino acids)
Biological process (GO): transcription elongation by RNA polymerase II; DNA-templated transcription
Cellular component (GO): nucleus
Molecular function (GO): nucleic acid binding; zinc ion binding
Source: RefSeq, a predicted model, not a curated record